Messenger RNA from Lasiosphaeria miniovina, 1048 nucleotides. RefSeq lists its product as uncharacterized. The annotation marks the transcript as partial. NCBI's taxonomy places the organism in Eukaryota, Fungi, Ascomycota, Sordariomycetes, Sordariales, Lasiosphaeriaceae. The record is from RefSeq and is a predicted model, not a curated record. The transcript has a single exon.
GUGGUGGUGGUGCUGCUGCUGCUGUCGGUGUAGGUAGGUAGGUAGGGGUGGUGAUGCCUCCUGAGGCAGACCAUGGAGCGAUUGUGGCAGGUGGUCCGGAUAUUCGUGCCUGCUCCAACCCCCGUCGGUCGUCGAUAUGCAGUAAGAAGAAGAAGCAAGGUGGUGUUGGUGUGGGAGAUCGAUUUAGGCGCCCGCCCGACUACUCCGGUGUCUGCCUCUGCCCUCUCGUCGCUUAAUCCAGGAACGUGCUUCGUUUCCGCCGUGGCGGGUUCGCCGCCCCGAUGGAUGAAGCGCCUGGCCCCCAUCUGCGAUUCGUCAUGUGGCCCCUCUGCCGCACACCCACCACCCACAUAUGUAUGUACAGUUCCCCCUCCGCGCCGCACGGCGGCACACCACAGCCCGGCCAGGAGACCGACAACGAUGUACGUAACUCUGUUCACAUCUCGUCCCCCCACACUCUCGCUCUGGUGGACAGACGACCCAUCCCGGGCGCGAACAAGGCGGCUCACAAGUGCUCGUGGAUGCAAAAGUUGGAAACAGAGUUGCUUUUAUUUUAACAGGAACAGUCUGAGAGAACUCAAAUCCCGGGGGCUGGAGAAGAACCGGCCGCUGUUAUGUAUGUAUCUGAGGCUUCUCCGGUAUCGCGGACGGAUCGUGGACGGGCAGGACGGGGAUUCCUCGGGGGCACGUUGCGCAAUGCGGGCCCGAUGCGAUGCGAUGCGAUUGCGAUUGCGAUGCCACAACUUACACGGGGCCCGGAUGCGCGUGUCAUCCACCUCAUCCCCCACACUGCGCGUAAAAACCGCCGCCUACAGUAGCGAGGGAUUGCUAGUGUAGACUGUUUUAGAAACAAUGUCCUGUCGGCAGUACGGACUGGGCUAGUAGUUAGGGAGUUACUAGUUGGUGUGGGUGAUAGAGGGGGAGGGGAGAAAAAGUGCCGGCGCUCUCGGUCGUUUUUCGUUGGUGCUUCCGAAGGGUUGUCUUCAUUUUCACGCCGGGUGCGGCGCAUGCGAGCGAUGGAUCCGUUGCGCCGUCAUAAACCCCCUGG